AUGCCGCUUCCUUCUAAACAAAAAAGAAAAUCAAAAGAACAACCACGUACAGUAGGCGGUAAGUAUAAUACUAAAAUAACAUGUAAAGAUGGCUGGGACUCUUUGAUACUUGAAGUAUCUUACAAUGAUAAUAAUUUUUUCGAUGAUGGUUCAUGCUAUUUUAAUAAUGACACUGAUUCUUUUGAUGAUAAUGGUGGCGAUUCUUCAAGUUUUGUUGAUGAUAUACCAGCUGAUGAUAUUAAUUUUGAAUUCUUUGAUGAUGAAGCGUGGGGUGAUGAUGAUGAUAGUGGAUGGGACGAACCAGAGGAAAUGGAAGCUGAAAUCAAACUCCACCAAAGAUUAAAAAUUUCGAUUUAUAGUACCCAAGUUACUAAUCCACAAUUAUCUAGAGCUGAUACACUAGAAGUUUUUUCAAGUGAUUCAGAAAGUGAAGUUGUUAACCCAUAUAUUUACAAAAUAACUGAAAAAAUAAAGAAUCUAAAAAAACAGUUAGAGAAACAACAUAAUCAAUUAACAGUUGCUGAGUAUAAUUAUAAAAGAGCAAUAUUUGAAUAUCUAACCUUGUUAAAUAAUAAUAAUGGACACAGAAAAAUUGAUAUUAGUUUGGAAGUUGCCCAAAAAAUUUUUAUUGAUGAAUCUAGAUGUGGAAAACAUCAAAAAACAAUUAGAAUAAUUGAUGAUGAAGAUGUUGCAGAAAGAUGUCAUAUUUGGAUUCGAAAACAAGAUUUCAAAGCCACACCAGCUUUAUUUAAAAAAUUCAUUGAAACUGAAUUAUUUCCUAGCAUUGGAAUCACUAGAGAAAAAUCCAUUGCUUUAAUGACUGCAGCAAGAUGUAAGUGA
This is a messenger RNA of Rhizophagus irregularis DAOM 181602=DAOM 197198, 840 nucleotides long. The record is from RefSeq and is a predicted model, not a curated record. NCBI's taxonomy places the organism in Eukaryota, Fungi, Glomeromycota, Glomeromycetes, Glomerales, Glomeraceae.